Caenorhabditis angaria is the source of this 1641-nucleotide messenger RNA. NCBI's taxonomy places the organism in Eukaryota, Metazoa, Nematoda, Chromadorea, Rhabditida, Rhabditidae. The record is from the annotation of a GenBank genome assembly.
AUGAAAAUUUUGAUUUUAUUAUUUUUUUGCUAUGCGAUUGAUGCAAGUAAGUUGGAAAAUCACAGAUUUUCAAAUCAAAAUUUUGAGAUUUUUCAGUCGGUCAAACUGUAGUUCGACCAUUUGUGAACGCGAUUCCGAUUCCAGGCCGAAAUGUGCCGAUUUUGAGGCUUUUCGAAAAUUAUGCCGCUUCUUGCAGGCCGAAAAAUAAAAAGGAUUUCAGUAUCGAUCAAUUGGCUACGGUAGGGGGGUUUGCGGGAUUUUUUAACCCUAAAAAUCCCAAAUUUUAUGUUUGCAGCUUUUACAAUCGCUUCAAAUGGACGAAGUCGCCUCAAAAGUCUACAAUUCUCUAUUUUUCUCAAUGUCUGACAUGCAAAUCGAUCGAUUUAUGGGAAGAUGGUAUACUGUAGUGGAUUCGAAAAAAUUCAUCCUGAAUCUUGCUCGAUUUUGUAUUGUGAGUUUGAAGGGGGGGGGGGGACUGGCUAAUAUGAGCAAUUAUUUUGAAUGAAUAUAGGAAUUGCUCAUGUUAGUAUGGAACUCUAGAAAUUCAGAUCAUUCAAACUAAAAACCUGAAAUUACGAAACUUCAAAUUUUUGACCUUCAAAAUAGUCAAUUAUAUAGCUGAUUCACGAACAAAAAAAAUGUUGAACAUUUUUUUUUUAACAUUGAAAGAUCAAUUCACGAAAAGUCGAAAAAUGUCGAAAAAACAUUGUAGGUCAAAAUUAGUUUUUCGAGUUUUUCAGCCAAAAAUGAUGACAAAUUGAUAUUUUUUAAGCUUCUGGAGUAAUUUCUGAUGAAAAAGCUUCGAGAACCCUAUUUUGCUUUAUUUUAUGAUUUUUUUCGAAAUUCAUCAAAAUUUAAAAAUUUUUAUUUUACGAAAAAUCAGCAAAACCUUCUGGAAAGUAAAUUCCAACGUAAAUUUCGAUCAGAAAUUACUUCAGAAGCUUGAAAAAUAUCGAUUUGUCAUCAUUUUUGGCUGAAAAACUCGAAAAACUAAUUUUGACCUACAAUGUUUUUCCGACAUUUUUUGACUUUUCGUGAAUUGAUCUUUCAAUGUUAAAAAAACAUUUUUAAACAUUUUUUCGUUCGUGAAUCAGCCCUAUUGCUCAUGUUAGUCUUGGAAAUUCAAAUUUUGGAACCAAUUUUUGAAUUCAGAUCUCUCAGAGCAAAAAAAAUGACCUGAAAUCAGAAAAAUCCAAUUUUUUUCCAGUCAAUAUGCUAACCCAAACCGAAUUCACCUCAACUUUCACAAUUCGCCAAUAUUCCCUCUCUUCUGGCGAAAAUAAAAACAUAAUAACAAAUGAGGGAUUCGGAAGACAAACCGGAACAGAACCCGGAGAAAUUCUCAUCAAUUUCGGACAUCCCAAUGAUCAAUGCCCAUAUUUCCCAGUGAAAUUGGGCGGUUUGGAUUCGACUGGAAACUAUGAAUAUAUCAUACUGUCUACCCCGCUCAAAUAUCCAACUAUGGUUUUGACGCGAAAUUUGACAAAGUUUGAUGAGAAAUAUCGUGGCGAAGUGUAUGAUUUUGUGGAGAAAUAUGGAUUUAUGAGUCCGUUGGCCGCGUUGGAUACGAGAUUGGAUUUUGAGAAUUUGAAAAUGUGUAUGAAGAUUAAUGCGUUGUAUGAGAAUGGUGAAAUUCAUUGA